UUCCUUUCUCCCCCCCCACCCCCAUAGCCAAGGCGGAAGUGGCGUCUCUGAGGCGGCUGUCGCUUGAAGGGUUGUGAUGGCGUCAAGGUUACUGCGGGUUUCUGGAGCCUUGCGGGCUCUCCGGGUGGGCCCGGUUGCCCUGGGGAAAGGGCCGGGGCCUCUGGCGGCGGGCUCUCGGGAGGCCAGCACCGGGGGUAUGGCUACUGAUGAAGAACAGGCCACGGGGAUGGAGAGGAAAAUUUUGGAUACUAUAAAGAAAGGAGUGGAUCCUUAUGGAGUAUUUCCAUCCAAACCAUACGGGGGAACCAAAGAUGACCCCCACCUUGUCCCCUCCUUGACAAAUGUGAGGCUCGUGGGCUGUAUCUGCGAGGAAGAUGCCACGGAGACGUACUACGUUUGGCUUCACAAAGACAAAAUGGAGCGCUGCCCUUCGUGUGGCACCCAUUUCAAACUGGUUCCUUGCGAGUUGCCGUGAAAGUCUGCAAAACCCCGAAUUCUUAACUUUGGGGGUGGGUGGGGCACAGGCUUGAGCCCAAAAUCUGGAAUAAGUUAUGAAGUCCUGCAUUUUCUGCAGCUUAAUAAAAGUCUUUU
Molecule: messenger RNA, 591 nt
Organism: Notechis scutatus (mainland tiger snake)
Lineage: Eukaryota; Metazoa; Chordata; Lepidosauria; Squamata; Elapidae
Gene: COX5B
Product: cytochrome c oxidase subunit 5B
Biological process (GO): mitochondrial electron transport, cytochrome c to oxygen
Cellular component (GO): mitochondrial envelope; respiratory chain complex IV
Source: RefSeq, a predicted model, not a curated record